AACGAUAAGUUAAAAAAUGGAAAAAAGAAAAAAUAAGCGAAACCGAAAAAAAGGAACAACAAUAGUGAAAAAAUGGUCGGAGUACACCGCCAUGGCCCAGGCGGAAAAUAAUUAUAACAAUUAUGAUCCGAAACAAACAACAACGGCAUGUCCAUCGGCCAGCAGCUAUCAAGAUGCUACGACCCAAGAAUCACCUAAAAACUCUCGUAGUACGUCCCGGACCCAUUGGCUGCAGCCCCUUUCAAAUUUGGACGACAGUUGCAUGGAAGGUAGGUCAAUUGAAACCGUCGUACCUGGUCCGUAUCAAAGUGAUGGUGGUGCCGCAUCUGAGGACCGCAAGCUGGCUACCCAACUGCGCAGAUGUCCUGCUCUGAUAGUGGCAACAAAUCGGAGCUGAUUAGGCAUUAUUUAUAUUCCGAAAUAAAAUGCAUUUUCAUUAUA
Uranotaenia lowii is the source of this 441-nucleotide messenger RNA. RefSeq lists its product as uncharacterized. Lineage: Eukaryota; Metazoa; Arthropoda; Insecta; Diptera; Culicidae. The transcript has 2 exons. The record is from RefSeq and is a predicted model, not a curated record. The coding region runs from base 17 to 397 and encodes 126 amino acids.